GUUUGUUUUUUUUCUCUUCCUGAACACAAAUUUGGCAGCACCUUUGUAUUCGGCCACGUAGCUGUACGUAAGUUACUGCAAUACGGAACAGCAGCAAUGGCGGCCUCCACAAAGACUCUUUGUAAAAGCUGUCCUGGACUUUUUCUCUUUUGUAUUUUAGGCGUGUUUAUAAUAAAUUCUGUUAACAGCCACGGACAUGGUCAUGACCAUGGUCAUGCCCACGACCACGAACCAGAGCAACCUCCAUCAUUCAAAUACAGUCGUGAGGCAAAUACAAAGCCACCCAAGGCUCCAGAAAAGCCAAGCCAUCACGGGCACAGCCAUGACCACCAUGGCCAUUCACAUGAGCCUCACGGUCAUGCCCACGAACAUCCUUCUCAAAGACAUGGCCAUUCUCAUGGUGACCAUGGUCAUGCCCACAGCGAUCAUGGUCAUGCUCAUGACCACCACCAUGGUCAUGCUCAUGACCACCACCAUGGUCAUUCACAUGGCAGUCAUCAAGAUGACACUAGCCACUCUCAUGACACAAAUAUUCAUUUAAAAAAGGAGAAAAAAUCUGCCGACAACUUAAAUUCUGCAGGAGAAGAACAUGUUAAUGCUCCACCUAGUGGCAUUUGGCUUAAAGCAAUAGGAGCUACCUUGUUGAUAAGUGCAGCACCUGUUUUGAUAUUAUUGGUUAUUCCUUUACAGAAUGCUAAUGAACACCAGCAAUUACUGAAGGUCCUUCUUAGUUUUGCCUCAGGUGGUCUCCUUGGUGAUGCUUUUCUGCAUUUGAUUCCACAUGCUAUUUCCCCACAUUCACAUGGACCUGAUGAACAUGGUCACUCACACAGUGGACAUUCACAUUCAGAAAAGGGGCAUGGUCACGAAAUGGUUGUUGGACUCUGGGUCCUAACUGGUAUUGUAGCUUUUCUUAUGGUUGAAAAGUUUGUUCGUUUUGUAAAAGGAGAUGACGGUCAUCAUGGUCAUUCUCAUGGGCCACCAGCUAGUCAACAGAAAAAAGCAGUUGAUAAGUCUGCAUCAACAAAAGGUAAAGGCAAAGAGAAAGUAAGCGAUGAUGAAGAUAACAAAAGUGACAGCCGUUCAAAAAAAGGAGCCUCUGUGCCAGUUAAAAAAGGAUCAGAUAUUAAAGUUGCAGGAUACUUAAAUUUGGCUGCUGACUUUGCUCACAACUUUACAGAUGGCCUGGCCAUAGGUGCAUCAUUUUUAGCAGGACAAAACAUUGGCAUUAUAACCACAGCAACUAUUUUCCUGCAUGAGAUUCCUCAUGAAAUUGGUGACUUCGCUAUUCUUGUCCAGUCUGGAUGUAGCAAAAGAAAGGCCAUGCUUCUACAACUGACAACUGCAGUGGGAGCCAUGCUAGGCACACUUUGCAGCUUAUCAAUGGAGGGUAUUGGUGAAGCCGCCACUGCUUGGAUUCUUCCAUUCACUGCUGGAGGGUUUAUAUACAUAGCAACUGUUUCAGUAAUUCCUGAACUUUUGGAAGACACCAAGAUUGUCCAGAGUAUAACGGAGAUCAUAGCCUUGCUUGUAGGAGUCUACAUGAUGGUUAUUAUAGCAGAUUAUGAAUAGUUUCUUUUCUCUGCCAUCAGUUGUUCUUGUUAGAAACAGUACAAUCAUACCAACACUUUAUUAGUUGAUGAAAAUAAGAGAUUCGAGCUUUAAGUUGAUAUUUCGCUCAUUUUGUAUUGAGAGUUCUUUUCAUUCCACCACGGUUGUAAUCAGCAUCUCAAUUAAGUGAAAUGACUUUGCCUCCCUUUGUAGGCACACUGAAGUAGUAUAUGUUACUAGGUGCAGUGUCUGUAUAUAUUGGAGUCAUUUAAAUUUAUACUCUCUUAAUUCACCAACACAGUAGAACAAAGUGGCUGCAAUGUACAUUGAACAUCACUUGAACAUUGUGAUAUGUUAUACUACUGUUUGGAUACAGUUUUGUUACAGUUAAGCAUUAUCUUUACUGCUUCAGGUGCACAGUGUGAUUGAAAUUUUAAAAUGUUUGGUGAAUUAUAUGCUGUGUUUACGCUAUUAUGAUGGAAUUAAUUUCAGUUUCUGUAACAAAGUGAUACAUGAUAUAAAAUUGAGAUGUUUUAAAAAGUGCACAUUCUUUUUUUUUGUCUAUUGUGUUCACUAUUUUGUCAUAAAUACAUACAUUUAGGUUCUAUCUAUUACUACAGUUGUAUAACAUGCUUUUGAUUCUAUUUGUAACUUAAGUCUUACAGAUUCUAUCACUACUAUUUUAUUAUUAAUUGUUAAUUAUUUGAAAGAACUUGGAUAAAUCUUUAAAUCUUCAGUUAUCCACUACAAAUGGUUAAGUCUAAUAAGAAUAGAGAAAAAUAAAAGUCAAAUGGCAAUUAAGGAGUUUGGUAUUUAUUGAAGUAGUUCAUUAUAAUUGCUUGUUAUUUAUAACAGUUUUAAUUAAUUUUUUUUUCUGUGAUUUCUGUGUACUAAUUGUUGUUAAUUUUUAAAAUUCUUUGUUGUUUCCUGUGGGUACAGUCUGCGGUGGAGGUUUUUAUGACAUGUUUAUUUUUUCUCUCAUUCAAAUCAAUUUAUAAUAUUAAAGGAAAAAUUUGCAAAUUUUGUUUGCUUUUAUGUACCAGCAAUUUGAUGACAUUGCUGAUGCUGACCUUGAGUCUUGAUUUAAUUGUGUGUAACUUAAAGGUAAAGAUUCUAAGUUGAGUGUAUUUUUAAAUGUUCAUUAACUUCAAUGUUAUACAAGAUAAACUGGUCAGCAUUAUUGACUGGUUUUAUAUAUAUUAUAUACAGUCAAGAACAACAUUUUUUAGAAACUAAAGUUGGAACAAGUAGAUAAAUAAGUAGAUAAAUAAGACAUUUUCUUUUUAAUGCCUACUUUGUGUGACAAUAAAUUUGUUUGCAUUUAACCGUUGUAAGAUUAACAAAAGAUAUUUAGAUUUACCUGUCUGCAGGUCAGAAAAGUCCCAGUAAUAAAGUAUAACUAUCACAUUGAUCUUUUUAAAUACUUUUUUUUGUGUUUUUUGCUUUAUGUGUAUUUAAUAUUUAUAUUAGCCGUUUAUUUGUUGUUUUUUCUAAAAUAACUUUCAGUAUGAACAAAACUAAUUAAAACUUGAGCUGUCACUGUCAA
This is a messenger RNA of Biomphalaria glabrata, 3097 nucleotides long. RefSeq names its product zinc transporter zipt-7.2-like. Gene Ontology annotation, cellular component: membrane. Gene Ontology annotation, molecular function: zinc ion transmembrane transporter activity. The record is from RefSeq and is a predicted model, not a curated record. Gene Ontology annotation, biological process: zinc ion transmembrane transport; intracellular zinc ion homeostasis. Bases 97 to 1572 code for a protein of 491 amino acids. The transcript is spliced from 3 exons. Lineage: Eukaryota; Metazoa; Mollusca; Gastropoda; Planorbidae.